AUGGAUUCUAACCCAGAUGGUGGUGUUUCAUUAGAUAUCCUCGACAUGGAAGAUAAAUUGGCUAGAAUUAAAACUCAAACCACUUCCAAGUUAGAAAACCAAAGACAGUUAGCCCUUAUAUUGAGUGCAGUUGAAGAAAAUUUGGAAGAACAGAAAAGAGAUAAAAGUCCUGUUGCAUAUUUCGUUUCAUUUUUAUCAUUAUUAGAUCAAAAUAUCAAAGAUGAUGAUAUUCUUGAUCAAGGAUUAGUCACAGCAGCGGUUUACUUUUUAGAUAUCGUUAUACCAUAUUGUCCUAAACCACUUUUAGUUUCAAAAUUCGGUGAAAUUUUAGCUAAAUUAGCCAUUCCUUUAACUAGUGAAACUGCUGAAGCACCUCUCGUUAGGUCUACUAUUGGUAGUUUAGAAAAUUUAUUAUUAGCACAAGAUUAUCAAACAUGGAAUUCAAAUGAUAGUAUUUCACCUAAAAGAGCUAUGGCAGGUUUAUUAGAAUUAGCUUUAGAUCCAAGACCAAAAGUUAGAAAAGGAGCCCAAGAAGCUGUUUUAAAUAUUUUGAUGAACCCUCCAACUUCACCUAAUCCAAUACAUCCAGCAUCUUCAUUGAGUGGUAGUUUAUCAUUAGAGAAAUUAGUUAAUAUCAUGAAAUUAAAUAAAUCAUCAAAGAAUAAUAAAGAAAUCAAUUCACAAAUAAUUCAUUGUUUACAAUUAAUUGGUUCCAUUACUUCAUCAGGAUCAUGGCCAUUAAAUCAAAUUGAACCAUUGUGUGAUGCAUUGUUAGAAAUUUCCAAAACCAAUGAUCAAUUCUUAGUUUCUUCUGCUUUCAAAGCUUUUGAAGGAUUAUUCCAAUCUAUGAGUAAUGUCAUUAACGUUGAUAGAUAUGUUCAAGUUUUGGAUAUUAUCUUUGAUUUAAAACCCUCAAUCAAUGACACCCAUUUAGCUGCUUCAUGGUUAGCAGUAGUAGCAAAAGCUUGCGAGGGAUUCGCUGGAUUGGAUGGAUUAUUAUAUAUUUCGAAAUUUGACUCAGUGAUCAGUAUUAUUAAAACUUACUUAUCAUCAGAUUCCAAAGACAUUUAUUCAUCAGCUUCAAAUUGUUUAAUAGCUAUUAUAUCAGCUAUUCCUGAUGAUUAUUUAUUACAACCAACUAAUGACAAUAAAAUUACUAAUGAAAUCUAUGAAAAAAUGGAUGAUGUAAUCACUUCAUUAUCUGAAUUGAUUGAAAACGAAUUAUUAACUAUCAAAUAUCAACAUGCUUUAAAAGAAAUUUUGGUAUUCGUCAAUGAAGCUAUCUUGAAAUUAAGAAGUAGAUCAAAUCCAGAUUUUUUGAAUGUUGUUGAAACCAUUGGUCAAUGGAGAACUAAUGAAUCUGAAGAUUUCUCUCAUAACAAAGAAGCUGAAGAUAUCUUAUCAUCAGCUAUUUCAGUAAUGGGUCCUGAAGUUGUAUUGGGAGUUUUACCUUUAAAUUUAUCAAGUACUACCAAACCUGGUAGAGCUUGGAUGUUACCAUUAUUAAGAGAUAAUGUUAGAUUUGCUAACUUAAACUUUUAUAAAUCAGAAAUUUUACCUUUGAUUGAAUUUUUCCAAACCAAAAUUUCAAAUUUGUCAAAAGGUUCCAUCCAUGGUAAGGUUUUCCAAACAAUCAUUGAUCAAAUUUGGUCACUUUUACCACACUUUUGUGAUUUACCUAAAGAUUUGAAACAAUCAUUCGAUGACAACUUUGCUGCUCAAUUAACUGAUUUAAUGUAUAGUAACGUUGAUUCAAGAGUUGUCAUUUGUCAUGCUUUGAGAUCUAUUGCUGAAUCUUAUAUUGCUUAUAGUGAUGGUGUCUUAGCUGAUGAUUUAUUAAUGCAAGAAGAAUUAUCCAUCGAAGUUGCCAAAGAUAAUUUGAAAUAUUUAUCAUUGAAAGCUGCUAAUAUUUUAUCAGUACUUUUCAACGUUUUCAGUUCAACCUCCCCUGAUAGUAGAGGAUUUGUUUUAGAAACUAUUGAUAUCUACUUACAAAUCAUUCCAAAAGAUGAAUUGGAAAAUACUUUCAAUAAAGUCUGUGGAUUAUUGAAAAAUGCUAUGGAAGAAGAAGAAAAUGAAAAACCAACUAAAGGUAAAAAAGAUGAAUCAUCCAAAUUGAGUGUGACUAUGAUGGAUUUAAUUGUUGCCAUGGCUAAAUACGUUCCACAAUCAUCUCAUAAUGCCCUUUUUUCAAUCUUUUCAACCACUAUUUCUAAUCCUAAUGGAUUAAUGCAAAAGAGAAGUUACAGAAUCUUAACCAAAUUAGGUGAAGUUGAAGUUGGUCAACAAUCUAUUGAUCAAUUCUCAAAUGAAAUCGUUGGUCUUUUAAUUUCUUCAAUUGAUUCAACACAAGUUUCAGCUAAAGCUACAAGAUUAUCUUCAAUUAACAAUAUGAUUGAUUUAUUACCUGCCAAUCAAUUAUAUUUCAUUCCUGCCGUUUUACAAGAAAUCAUCAUGUCUACUAAAGACACUAAUGAAAGAACUCGUUCAUUAUCAUAUCAAAUCUUGAUUAAAAUGGGUCAUAAGAUGAACGCUGGAGGAAUUAUCACUAAUUCUAAAGUCCCAGGUUUUGAUGAAAGUACCCCUGAUUCCGAAGCCAAUAUUGUUGAAUAUUUCACUAUGGUAAGUGGUGGUUUAGCAGCUCAAUCUCCUCAUAUGAUUUCUGCUGCUAUAACAGCUGUUUCUUGCUUGAUAUAUGAAUUUAAAGAUAUCUUACCUGUUGAUACUUUAGUUGAAUUAUGUCAAACUGUGGAAUUAUUCUUGACUCAUAAUUCAAGAGAAAUUGCCAAAGCUGCUAUUGGAUUUGUAAAGGUUGAAGUUUUAUCAUUACCAGAGGAUAUGAUCAAAGCUAAUUUACAAGAUUUAUUAACCAAAUUGAUGAGAUGGUCUCAUGAACAUAAAGGUCAUUUCAAAUCCAAAGUUAAACAUAUUGUUGAAAGAUUAAUAAGAAAAUAUGGUGUUGAAGAAGUUGAAAGAGCCAUUCCUGAAGAAGAUAGAAAAUUAGUUGCCAACAUCAAAAAGACCAGAAAUAGAGCUAAAAGAAAAGAAAAAGAAGCAACUGAAGAAGCCGAUAAACAAACCAAAAAAUUUGUUUCUGCUUAUGAAGAAGCUUUAUAUGACUCAGAUGUUUCAGAUGAUGAAGAUGAAAGAGAAGAAACCACCAACAACAAAAGAUCCGAUCAAUUCAUUAUGGAAUCAGGUGACAAUCCAUUGGAUUUAUUAGAUCGUGAAGCUUUUGCUAAGAUUUCUUCUUCAAGACCAAAAAAAUCUAAUAAGAGAGAUUUAUCUGAUAAAUUAGAGAAGAAGAAUGGUAAAUUUGUAUUCAGUGAAGAAAAAUCCGAUCCUUUAGCUAAUAAAGGUUCAGGUAUUGAUGCUUAUUUGGAUGCCGUUAAACAAGGUCCUAUGAGAGGUCAAAAGGGUAAAUUGAAAUUCAAACAAAACAAACAGAAUAAGGCUGAAGAUGACUGGUCUGAUUCAGAAGAUGAAAAACCAGCUAAAGUUGAUAGAUUCAAGAACAAAUCCAGAAUUUCAAAACCAAAACCAAAACAAAAGUUUAAAGCUAAAAGAAAGCUUUAA
This is a messenger RNA of Yamadazyma jaroonii, 3576 nucleotides long. Lineage: Eukaryota; Fungi; Ascomycota; Pichiomycetes; Serinales; Debaryomycetaceae. The record is from the annotation of a GenBank genome assembly.